UGAAACCAUCGUUCCUGCGCAAGCUUUGAGCAUUUGUUACUGAUGGACUAGUGAACAGUGCAGUAACCGACUGGAGAAACGAUGCUGUGAAGGAAGACAUUUUUCCCUCUCAAAACCAAAUUUGUGAGAGGAGAGACAUUGCUUGGGGAGGAAGAUGAGCUUGACAAUAACAGAUUUGUCAGCGCGUUAAGCGCAUGGUGCCAAAGAAUGCCAGAGAUCUAGACAUGUGGGCGGCGUGGAUGACGUGUGGAUUAGCAUUCCUGAACCAUUAUAGUUCAGCAACUUUGAGAAUGCACAUUUAACUAUAAACCGAGAGUUGAGGAUCUCAAUGGUGCGUGUUGUGAACUGUCAUUUGCGUCGAGGUAUGGGCGCAUUCCUUCUCUACCUUCUUCUGCAAAUGGGAACUGCGAAGGGAUCAAGCUAUGGCUACGUGGAAUGGUCAGAGAGCGACAAAGACCCUGAAAUCAAGGCAAAAUAUCCUGGUUACAGCACACCCAAUCCAAGGGUGUCGCCGCGCCAGCACCCGACACUCUCCAACAGCCCCUCCAUCACGGAGCAAACCGUGGUGGCGCAUAAAAUCGAGGAGGAUCUGCCGCGUGUGGUCUCCGCUUUUCUGCACACGGGGGACUCAUCCACCCUCAAGCAUGUCAACUGUUCUCGACGGUAUGAGUUGAGCAGCCUCCGCGGUGGAGAUCAUGCCGCCUCGCAUUACCCCCUCCAUAGCAUCCUCGACACCAUGGCGCACGCCACCAACUUCCUAAACAUGCUCUUACAAUCCAAUACGUCCAGGGAGCAACAUCUGAGGAGGGAUAUCCAGUGGUACCACGCGCUGGUGAGGAGUAUGUUGGAAGGGAAUCCUAAAAUCCACCGGGCAGUGGUCACAUUUCACACGGAGUCUCUUGAGGCGCCUGGUCCACAGGUCUUCCUCCAGGCGACCAGAGCCAAGAACCAGAUCAUUCUUCAAGAUUUCUCCACGCACCAUCGCCUUAAAAACAGGACAUCUGAGUCCGAAUGGUACAACGAGUUUAUGGACCGAAAGAGACCCCACCUACUCAAAAGUCGUGGAGAUUCGGCUGCUCAUAGCGGAUCUUUUCUGGACAGGAGUCAUGUCAAAUGGUCUGCACCCUAUCUGGAGUGCGAGCACGGGAGUUUUGUUCCACACUGGCUUUUAACGCUCUCCGCAGGUUUUUAUGGCUUGAUGAAUAACACAACGCUUGAGUUUAGAGGAGAUGUUCGUGUGGAUGUUAAUCUACAGGAUGUGGACAUUGACCAGUGCUCCAGUAGUGGAUGGUUUGCUGACACUCACCACUGUAACUUGACAUCUAUGGAAUGUAAACCAAUUCUGGGCCAUGGAUUUGUCCUGGACAAGUACAAGUGUCAAUGCAAGAGAGGAUUCUACCAUCCAAGCCGGGUGGCACUCAAUGGCUUCUCAAAAUCAGAGCAGGGCACAUACAGUGAUGAAGUGGAAGUGUCCGAGAGGUGCCUGCCCUGUCAAGAAGGCUGUGCAUUCUGCAGGGAUGACACACCGUGUGUGGCUAAGGAGGACACAGCCCUUCGCCUGGCCAUGGUCUCUUUUCAAGGCUUCUGCAUGCUGCUGGACUUCAUUAGUAUGGUAGUUGUCUACCACUUUCGACGCAACAAGAGAAUCAGAGCGUCUGGUCUCAUUCUUCUUGAAGCGAUACUUUCGGGAUCUGUCCUCCUCUACUUUCCUGUUAUGAUACAGUACUUUAAUCCAAGUAUAUUCCGAUGCAUUCUCCUGAGAUGGGUUCGCCUGCUCGGCUUUGCUACUGUCUAUGGAACAGUGAUUCUGAAACUAUACAGGGUUUUGAAAGUGUUCCUGUCACGCACAGCCCAGCGGAUCCCUUACAUGACCAGCUGGAGGGUUCUGCGUCUGCUGGGUGUGAUUCUGCUGGUUGUUCUGUGGUUCCUCGUGGCCUGGACCUCAGCCGUAUGCCAGAGCGAUGACACUCAGCAUGCCCUCAUUGACAUCGGUGUCACCCCAGAGGGUCUGCAGUUCAGCAUGUGUCUACUGGACAGCUGGGACUACAUGAUGGCUGCCGCGGAGUUCCUCUUCCUGCUGUGGGGAGUCUACCUGUGCUAUGCUGUACGGACUGUGCCCUCUGCAUUCCAUGAGCCCCGCUACCUUGCAGUUGCCAUAUAUAAUGAACUCCUCAUCUCUGCGAUAUUCAACAUCAUUAGGUUCUCUCUCGGCCCUGGGCUUCAUCCAGACUGGAUGCUGAUGAUAUUUUUUGUCCAUACACAUGUGACAGUAACCAUUACACUAGGAUUACUUCUCAUUCCUAAGUUCCUUUUCACCGGGACUGAUACGCGCGAGGACAUCGCCACAGAGGCUUAUGAGGAUGAGCUGGAUAUGCGUCACUCAGCCUCCUGCCUGAACAGCAGCACAACGUCUGCCUGGAGUGAGCACAGUCUAGAUCCCGAGGACAUUAGGGAGGAACUUAAGAAACUCUACUCCCAAUUAGAGAUCUAUAAAGGAAAGAAGAUGCUGGCCAAUAACCCUCACUUACAGAAAAAGCGCAGUUCCAAGAGGGGCCUUGGACGGACACUAAUGCGGAGAAUAACAGAAAUACCUGAGACAGUAAGUCGACAAUACAGCCGAGAAGACAGGGAAGGAAGUGAGCAUGGAAGUAAUAGAAGUACCCUGCGGAGAAACCCCUUUGACCCGUCUCACUCUGGGAAGUCAAGGGAAGACUCUCUGAAGAGCAAGAUGUUCUCACUAAAGCGAUCUCAUAGCUAUGAUCAUACACAUGACCAAGGUGGGCAAACAAAUGGGGGGCCUGAAGAUAAAAUAGAGAACUCAACUGAGACUUCUUUGCUGGACACCUUGAUGGGCAGGAGGUCCAACAAGAAGAACUCUGAGGUGCCAAAGGUUGAGCUAGCUGAAUCGACUGAGUCAGUGCCCUUAGUGUGUAAAUCUGUUAGUGCGCAAAACCUAGAAGCAGACAAAAAGCCUGUACAUCUUCGAACCUCAAUGUUACAGAAGUCACUGUCUGUCAUUGCUAGUGCCCGAGAGAGGACACUAGGCAUUGCAGGGAAGACACACAGCAUGGAGGAUGCCAGUAAAAAGGGUCUCAAAGCAAAAGACAGCACAGUGCUUUCAGAAGUUGAUGAAUCCCCUGAAUGUGUUCCAAAAAUGAUCAUCAGCCAGUCUGUUGAGUACACCAAAACGGCAAGUAAGAUGGGCAUCAUGAAGCAGCAGGUCAGCGGGAGUCAGCCCUCCAUUUGUUCUGAACCAGGGAAGAGCAAGGACCUGUACGAUCUCUCUGAGGUGUGUCCUUGGGAAGUUGAGGAGUUACCCACACCAUCCGAUGGUAGGGCCCAAAAGCAUGUUUCCAUUGCCCCAACUGAAACCACAACCAUCCAUGGGACCAGCACAAAAAAUGUACAGUCCCAACACAAACAAAAAGGUGUGGGCCAAUCUCCCUCAAACCGACGUCGCUCCAGGGAUAAGACUGGGGACUGUGAAGAAGGGAGGAAACCCAAAUCACCUCUCAACCUUACUGCCCAUAAAGACAUGUGUCCAUGGAGCUUUGAGGACCCCUCUGUCCAAGGAAUCGAGCCCGGAGGACUGUCUCCUGAGAGAACAAGACGUAAGAAAAGUGUUACUCCCACAGACGGAAAGCCCAAGAUCAUUCUCUCAGAUAUCUCCAAGUCCACAGGAAGCCUUCUGCAGCCUCCAGCUCUCAUGGUGGACAUCAGUCAAUGGGAUUACAAUCCACCUGUGUCCCCCAACCAGGAAAAGAUGUCCAGUCCCACACAUCACUCCAAGAGAAGAGAUUCUUGUUCAAAAAGAAAAGGAUCCUGCUCUUCCAAAGAGAAAGCAAAGGACAAAGAGGAUGAUAAACGAAGGUCUAAAAGUAGGGAGCGGAGAAGCUCCUCGAGCAAGCCCUCACAACGUCGCACAAGCCAAUCAUCAGAGGGUGACCAAGUUGCCACGGUGGCAUCUGACAGAAGGAGGAACUCUACAAGAGAUACAUCAAUCCGCAACAGUAAGCGUACUGAUGUUUGCCCGUGGGAGACAGAUACACUGACGAAUGUUACCUCAAAUGACAUACAACCACCAACAACAGAGAACAACGCAACUCGCACACCAACCACUUGCCUCAACAUGGCUGAAAUUUGUCCAUGGGACUUUGAUGAUAACAUGUCAGGGAAAAGUGCAUGACACAUUAAUCACAAAAUUAAACCACUCCAGUAUGGUUUCUGAAAUGACAAAUUUCACAACAUUUUUGAGAGUAAGCCUUCCAUUUAUUUGCAUAUAUAAAACCUUAUAAAUUAUUUAGCUAAAGAUUAACCAUGAAUUACUAAGUCGCACCUUUUUCCAUAACAUUGGUUGUGGGGCAAGAUUGAGCCAGUGGUUUAGUGUGAAGUUGAGCCUGCGAUUUAACUCUUUUUUCGGGAAAUACAUUUUUCAGUGUCCCUAUGUUUGUCCUGUUUCAUAUAAACUUAAGCAAAAAACUGGCUCAUCUUACCCCACUCUACCUUUUAUGAUUUCAAUUAAAUCUAUUUUAUAUCACUGAAUAUACACAAAUCUCUCUCGCUGAAACGUACAAUAUCCACCUAGUUCCCACUUGAAGUGUGAGUUAUGGACAACUAAAUGAACAAUCUAUAGUAUUUAAAGAAGUUUUAUCCAUGACAUUUUAAAGAGUUUGAAUACAUGACCCAUAUUGCUCACAAACCUUAAUUUGGGGAUUUUUAUAAAAAAAAUAAAAAUUCGUAUUAAUGGGUAUUGUGUCAACAUGGCCAAGAAUAGAUUUUACACAUUCAUUUAUUUCAUUAACGAUACAAUGAGUGGUAAACACCAGUCAUGGUUGCAAUUUACCACAAUUUUAAAUCACUUGAAUCAUCAUGCUAUGUAACACAUUUUCAUCAGCAAAAUGCAUGAAUGCAAGUAAAACUCAAGAUAUUUUUAUCUAUGUUGAAUAUUGAUGAGGAUUACAGAGAAUGAAUAAAUGGGAGAUAUUUGUUCAAUCAUUGCAUGGGCACACUUAUUUGUUGAAGAGUUGUUGUUACAGUAUUGUUUGUCCAUUUUACAGAACCCCGUCUUCUUAAACUCUGUUACGUUGUGAUUUGUAUUACUAUCAACUGCAGUCUUAAAACAUAUUCAGUGAUGUCAACCUACUGGUGAUUGUUGCAUCAUAAGUAAACAAAGUCACAUUGGCUGUUGCAUGACAGUAAGGUCUGUCUUUUUACUGCACAUUCUCACCAGACUGUUGUUUAUUGAACAUGCAUAACUAAAUUCCGUAUAAUUCAGUUGUUAUUCUCAAUAGCGAUCCACCAGGGAACAUUUCUACUGUAAAAAUAUAGUCUAUUGUGUGCUUCUUUGUGAUAGCAUGUAGAUACGAUAUCU
Molecule: messenger RNA, 5371 nt
Organism: Xyrauchen texanus (razorback sucker)
Lineage: Eukaryota; Metazoa; Chordata; Actinopteri; Cypriniformes; Catostomidae
Product: probable G-protein coupled receptor 158
Exons: 11
Coding region: 329-4186 (1285 amino acids)
Biological process (GO): G protein-coupled receptor signaling pathway
Cellular component (GO): membrane
Molecular function (GO): G protein-coupled receptor activity
Source: RefSeq, a predicted model, not a curated record